AUGGCUUCAUCUGGGAAUGAGAUAGAAAGGUGGACUCACAGGCAAGGUGGCAGAAUUGGAGAGCUGGUGGAGUCUGUGGCCUCUCCUGAACCUGGUAAUGGUCUUUCACCGGUGAAGUCAGUCAUCUGUGUGGAUCAUAUCUUGCACCUCCCUGGCAGAGCAGACUCUGCUUAUAGCUCUUUCUCAGGGGGAUCAAAUGCUCCAGAGUAUCCCACCCCAUCGUGCUAUGGUGAAAACUGCUCUUUGCCUCCAGAGCAGGGACCGUACAUGGACUCAGAGUAUGUCAGAGGAAUUUAUAAUCUCAGCACAGCAAACUCUGACCUCAGAUGCCUGCAUCCACACAGGACACCAGACCCGAGCACCCAUAACAACUCCCACAGCACCAGUCUUGCUGCACGCUGUGGAAGCACUCCCACCCGAGGGACUUUAAACCAGGGACCGCUGCCUCCGACUGCACCUCCACCUUCUCCUCCCACACGCCUCGAUAGCUAUAAAGUCACCAAGCACCUUGAAAACUCAAGAGGGAGACGCAGCUCUGGAGGUCAUGGUGAGUGCAGCGUGCAGGACAAUCACGUAGCAGAUAGGGAUGUGCCACGGAGUCGAUACAAGGAUGAAACUGCUGAGCAAGAUGUAGUGGCUGCUAGGAGAAAGACUCUGGAAAAUAGGGGCCUUUCUUCUUCUGAUUCUACAAAUGAAGCAUCUGUAUCAAAAAUUCAGGGGUUAAAGACAGAGGAAAAUGGAGAGUGGAGCCCAUCCCAACAACCUAGAAAGAGAAGCAACCCACACAUUUUCAGCAGACCUUCUUCAUUCAUUUUUCAAGAGUAUUUAAAGACUGACUCUGUGGCUAAUGUCCCUAAAAUACUUUCUGCUUAUAAUUCAGUUCAUGCUUAUAAUAUUCCUGGAGAGAUGAACUCCAGGUGCUACCACCCGGUGCAUACCAACCCUAGCGCUGUUAAUGAUACACAAGAAGACAAACAGCAUCCCUGCAGUCUACGUCAGCCAACUUUCAGAGAAGCAGAUCUGCAAAGCAAGGUGCCAGAACCCAGCCACCGAAAAGGAUCCUUGCCCUGUGCUCAGUGCUCGCUCCGUGCCGAGUUGCAUUCAGACAUGGAUCAAGAAGUCUUUGAGGACAGUUGUGACUUAAAAUAUAUGGAGAAUGCUCUUCUCAUUAAAAACGCUUCCAGGAAGCUGAGCAGUUGUUCAGAUGAAAAUCAGCGCUAUGGCUCUGAAGGAAAAACUGGGAGUGACGUUAGGGAACCGCUCCUGAAUCAGCAAGCCAAAAUGCAGAGAUCAUCACUGUCCUGCAGCUACGAUGCUGCAGAAGCAGAGCACCCUCGCUGUGAGGAGUCAGAUCAGGGAAGUAAGCAGUGCUACGACAACACUAACCAAGUGUCUUUUUUCAGACCGAAGGAAGAUUGCACAUCUCAGUUUUCACACAAAGUCAAGAAAGAAAGACAGGCUAAUAACGGCAGUCCUGACCCGCGCACGCAUCUAGAAGAGGAACCUCCUGUUCAGAAAUAUCACCCUGAAUUUCCAAAACAGCUCUUAAGGCAGCUUCGGGAUGACCUUGCUGAUGAACAAAUAACCAGGCAGACAACUCCCAUGCUUUACUAUCUUUCAGGGGGGAAGCCCACCAACAUCCUGCACCACAACAAACUCACCCAAUGCCAAGAGGACUCAAGGACCUCACCAAAGGAAUUUCCAGCAAGCAGCUCCUCUGCCUCAGCGCUGUGUCUGGAGAUACAAAAGCAAAGCAAUCGCCUUCAGAGGACCAACCACCACCAUGAGUGCAGUGCUGAUGAUCUGCGUGAGGCUGAAGAUCUCAUUCUCGGCAGUCCUGCUUCAUCCACAGAUGAGAGUUCCAAGAAUGACUACAGAGAGAAACUCAAAGUGGCUCAGAAAAAGGUUCUGAGAGAAACUUCCUUUAAAAGAAAAGACUUGCAGAUGAGUUUGCCUGUUAGACUCAGACAGAAACCCUCUAAAAGACCUUCAAUUGAACACCUUAGGUCUUUCUCAUUAUCCAGUGCAAGUGAGGAUGCCAAACCUGUUCCUUGUUCCCCUUCUCACCUAGAAUCCUUGGAAAGUUUCCACAGAGAUGAAGAAAUUAAGAGGCCACAAACAGGUCGAAUAGGGGGAAGGAAAAGGGUAACAAAGGAGCAAAAGAAACUGUGUUAUUCUGAACCUGAGAAACUGGAUCAGCUGGCAGAUAAGGAAGUAUGGAGUCAGGUCAGGGAUGAAAUCUCUGAGGAGGAUGCAGUUGCAGGUAGGAGGAAGACUCUGGAGAACAGAGGGAGGGCACUUUCCAGUUCAAGCAUCUCCAGGACGGAGCUGAAACAAAUCCAGCAUACCGCGCUUAUCGAGUACAUGGAGCGAAAGAUUAACCAGAGACCAGGCAGUUCCCAACCCCUCCCGCUGCACAAGCCACCCCUGCUGAAGAGGCUGUCACAUCCCAAAUGGCCUCCUGGCAGGGUUUCCAAUCCAAAUGGGAGCAGGAAGGUGCAGAACACAGAGGUUUGCUGCCAAGUUGUCUCUACAGAAAAAUCUCCAGAUGUUUUUCCCCCUUUGACGUGUGUUCCCCCACUGAGCGUGACCAGCGGACGUGAUCCCAGCUCUGCUGCUGCAGCCACUUCAAAGCACGACCCAGCUCCCAGCGGAGCAGACAGGAGCCGCACUGGGAAGUGUGCAUCAGCCGAAAGCCUCCCACAGGCUGGGGAUCCUGCGGCUGGGAGAGCUCACGAGAGGUCAAAAUCCACUCCUCCUUCCACACAGGAUGCUUACAGAUGUGCUGGAGGCCCAGCGGCGCUGUCUCGGCGUUGCGAGAGCUUGUUCGGCACCCCCAG
Molecule: messenger RNA, 2840 nt
Organism: Mesitornis unicolor (brown roatelo)
Lineage: Eukaryota; Metazoa; Chordata; Aves; Mesitornithiformes; Mesitornithidae
Gene: SHROOM1
Product: shroom family member 1
Exons: 2
Biological process (GO): actin filament organization
Cellular component (GO): cortical actin cytoskeleton; adherens junction; apical plasma membrane
Molecular function (GO): actin filament binding
Source: RefSeq, a predicted model, not a curated record